AAGCAUUCUUUUUUGGUGCAAAAGGAGACAAGGAGUCAGGAAGGGCUUGAGGGAAUAUCGGACGAAUGCCUUCCAUUUUAAGCACGCCCAACGCUCGUAAUAACUGGUAGGUGCCGAAUUCUGCUCUCAUCGACGGCGACCACGACUUGCUUUUCCCACGCCAUUCCCCUCCCUUAACAUUUGUCAAAUUCUCCAGUUUGAUCGCCUCUAUAAGAGCAGCCUCACGAACGAAAGCCUCUUCAUCGGAAACACUGUGGUUGAUUUGCAGACAAACAACACCGUUUCCGUUUUUCCAGAUUGAAUCAAUACGUUGAAGUUUCGCGUUUGAAGUCAAUUUCGGCGACUUCAGCUCCUUCUCCUUUUUCGCUUCGAUUAGAUGAGCUAGAGGGCGUGCCUUUGAACCUUUCCCGACAUAAAAAAUUGAUUGCACGAAACUUUUCAGAUCCAUUGAAUCCACGUCAACACUAAUCUUUCUAGGAUCCAGGAGGAGAUAGCAGAAGGCAGUCACACCAGCUAGUUGGAAUUCUUCUCGGACCUGGUCAUCUAACGGUUUCCCCUUCUCGGCUGUUGAUAUAUCCAACAUUGCCAUUUCCAAUUGACGCGAAUAUUUCACUCCUUUCACAGUGGCUGCACCACGACGCAUUGCAACCAACUUUUUCUCAUACAUCCCUCGCGUCCUGGCACACAUAGGUCCAGCAACAAUGCCAAAUUUCCUCAGCUCAGCUUUUAACUGCGCAUCAUUGAGGCGACGAACCUUUCGCAAUUGACCAUCAUCAACAUUUGGUGAAAAAAUUGCUCCAUCGAUCCUCAUCUGAAACAUAAGCUACUUGCCAAAGAGGCGAGUUCUUAUCAAAGGGGCCACAACCAUUACCUGCUGAACUUUUCUUUGCAAAUCAGCUAUGUCAAAGCUUUCUUCGGCUGUGGCAUACGCCUUUUCACUAUCUUGGCUGCUGUCCUUUUCACUUAACCACUUGGAAAGAUCAUCAGCCGGCAUCUCUUCAAUGGGUGGCGCCGACGGUUCAGGUCGUGAUCUUGGGGUCACCGGUGCGAGCCUGGCUGUUCUCCUAUGAUCCACCAUAACGGCAGGACUUAGAGCAGGCACUCGUGCUGCUGGUUGAGAUCCCAUCGGUAAAUGAUGUGGCGUGUAAGCUUUGGUAGUUUGUGGAAAGCGAAGAUGACGAUCCCGAUCGAACUUCAUCUCGGGAUCACUGUGUGAUCGUCUUGAAUUUGAUGGAAGAUCCACUGCAGCAGCAGCAGGUAUGCUGGGUUUAUUGAUGAGAACUCCUCGGGACGGCUUCGGCCCCGCAGGACGCGUCUGUUUAGAAGUUGUUGGCAAUGGCAUUAAAUCAGAGGUUGGAUAACCCGGACUAGCAAGUGUACCAGAACGAGGUGUCCCUGUAGGAGGAGCUUGACCGCUGAUUCCUGAAGUGGUAAUUGGUGAGGAAGUCGUAAAAGCUCGUGUCGGAGCGUCAGCGAUUGGAGGCCCUACGAGGCUUGGCCUCCUUCGGCCAACGUUGA
This is a messenger RNA of Haemonchus placei, 1518 nucleotides long. NCBI's taxonomy places the organism in Eukaryota, Metazoa, Nematoda, Chromadorea, Rhabditida, Trichostrongylidae. The record is from the annotation of a GenBank genome assembly.